GUUUUAGUUAACUAAAAGUCACCGAAUAACUAAAGACUGGACUUGUAGAUUUAUUCAACAAAUAUAAAAGACCAAUUGCUUUCUUGAGAAAAGUCCAUUUGCAACGGAUUCAACGACUUUCUGACACCGUUACGUUUUUUGCCUACCGCCAUUUAAGACGUAGAAGAAGAAGAAGAAGAAGAAGAAGAAGAGGAAGAAGAAGAAGGAGGAGAAUUGUUGUUUAUGAUAUGGUUUGCAGAAACUGUCGCAAACUUUUUCAUUAUUAUUAGCAUUUUUCUCUCUGUGGAGACAGGGAAGGUUAACGGACUUUAUUGUGGUAUUAAUGCACGAGCGACGCGUUGGAGUGAGCCGGAGUAGGAAGCUAAUGCAAACGUUUUAAGAUAUAUUAAAUAACCAUUAUAGAACCAGAAGGAAGCCCACUAAGAGUGGAAAACACCAAUAAUGAAAGGAGGACCUUCAAAAACACGGAAAAGGAAACGUAAAACAACAACAGCAGUAAAUGCCACUUCAAACCCUGUUUCAUCUGCAGACACAGAGGAAUUAAAUGCCAUGUUAAGCAGUGACGUUUCAAUCAUCCACCUGUCGUCGGACUGUUCCUCACCAAGCACUCCUCAAAGAUGCACGAGACGAACCGGACUGAGGCAAGGUUUCAGCUGGACCUCAUCACCAGUGCAAAGCAGCCUCACUGACAGCCUGACGAGCAUCUCCAAGUCCCCAACAGGAGCAAAACAGGCAGAGCUAGAAUACACAGAGGCGUCAGACGCAGAUUCACAAUGCUGCAAAUCAAAGUCUAUUCGCAAACGCAGGAGGCGUUCUGAUCCACAGCCAAGACGACUCCGAACCAGGGGCCAGAAGGAGCAAAAACAAACCUCUAGUAAAACUAGAGAACCACAAAUCAAGUGCCAGAAUGGCAAGACUGAGAGACAGACUUUACAGGGGGAUACCACUCAACGCUCAAGGCCAAGAUUUGAACUAAAGCCUGAUGCAGCAGAAGAAGAUGAGUUAUUGCUGUCUUCAGAUCUGUCGAUACAGCUGAGUCCUUACGAGGAACGGCUGCCAUCUUGGUCUUUCCAGGAAGAACCAGAAACUGAGGAGGAACCAGAGGAAGAUCUGCCUAGUUUCUUGAUGGAGAUGAACAAAAAGCCCCCGUCCAUUACAGAAGGAGCAUUUGUGUGGCACAAAAUAAGAAAUUAUCCGUUCUGGCCUGCAUUGGUAAAAAGUAUGAAACGUAAGCAUAGAAAGGCCAGCGUAAUAUUCAUUGAUGACCUAAUGAUUCACCAAAAGAAAGGGUUUUCUGUAGGUCUGAAAACUCUAAAGCCUUUUGACUGCAAAGAAGCUGAUGAGCUGGUGUGUAGAGCCAAAGAAAAGUAUGACGCAGCAAUUAAGUGGUCCAUAGACCUUAUAACGGACUACACAAUACGGAUUGCAUGUGGCUCAUUUUCUGGCUCCUUCAUCGAGUACUUUGCUCAUGACAUAAGCUACCCUGUGAGGAGAAUGUACCCACAGGAAUCCUCGGAGAGACUCACAAUCUCCAGCGAUUCGAUGCUGGUGGAUUCAUGUGAAGACGAUGCUCUUGACGAUGACUCCAGUGAACAGCUGGAGAACGUCACCUGUUGUUCAAAACGGCUGCUUCCGGACCGGACUCAAUCUGUCCACAACCGUGCUACUCAAAAACUUGUAGAUUUCAUUGUCAAGGAGGGCAAGGUGGAGGAACGCCUUCUGGCUGUUCUCCGUGGACAGCAGCAGUCCAGAUGGCUUCGCUUCUUUCUGGGGAGCAAUCGGAGACGCGUGGUUAACACGUACCUGGAAGAUGAGGAUCAGUUAGACCAGGUGUACUGGUACCUAAACGAUCUGUACGCCAUGGAGAUCGCCAACACUCAUUGCCUGGCUGAGGUGGUAUUCACUGACCGAGUCCCCUUUGUCCUGGAUGUGCUUCUUCCUGAGGCCAUCAUCUAUGCUAUUGCUGGGGUUGAUAAUGUCUCGGUGAAAAAGGCAGAGGAAAAGUACCUGAAAGGACGAUGUUUAAGCAACAGGGAAAGACAGGAGUUGGACGAGAUGAUUGUGCGGCAGAUGACGAAAAGACAUCAAAAGACUACAUUUUCAUUUUCCCCUGAGACUCUCAGUUAGAGCUGUUGAAGCAUUAGAGCUUGGUAAAGCAGAAACUUCAAUUUAUUUUUCACACUGCAAUAUAUCAUUGUCCAGGCUCGUAGGAUAUUGCAGGAUAACGUGUGUAGUACCAUGGGUUAUCCUGCGAUUCCCAGCCUUGACUGACAGUUCUGCCAAAUUAAACACACCUCAGUUUUAUGAAAAUUGUUAUGUUCCAUCAGCAGCAUUUCAUCAUGAAAUUCAAAAACCAUGCUCAGUAUGUCCAUUCGUGAAAAUGUUCAAACAUCUCCUUCAAACUGUGCAAACUGUUCUUGUAUACUUUUCAUUACUCAGACUUCAUUUGCAUUUCAAGAAAUGUACACUUUGAAAAGUAAUGUGUCUGGUUUCACUGUUGUCAGCCAUGUCGGGUGUUAAAGUGUCAAUGUAACAACAAUAAUAAAAUAAAAUGUGCUUGACUUUUCUUGAUACCGAUGUAAUGCUAUAAAUUGUAUUAAUUAUAGUUGUGUUAUUUUCACCAAACCAGUGCCACUCUUGUUUUGUUUGUUACAUUAAAGGGCAGUUAAAUCACAGAAGUGGUUUAGUUUUUUUCAAAGUGAAGUACUAAGUGUGGUGAUACUGAAUUUAAACACGUUUGCAACCACUUUCAUUAUUCUGGUUUUAAACUUCAGAACUGAUGUGCAAAUGUGCAUUACAUUUGCAAUUGUCAAUGCCAAAAUAAAACCAAACAACUUAA
Solea senegalensis (Senegalese sole) is the source of this 2839-nucleotide messenger RNA. Its product is annotated as PWWP domain-containing DNA repair factor 3A-like. The coding region runs from base 442 to 2127 and encodes 561 amino acids. The record is from RefSeq and is a predicted model, not a curated record. Lineage: Eukaryota; Metazoa; Chordata; Actinopteri; Pleuronectiformes; Soleidae. The transcript is spliced from 14 exons.